AUGGCCAGCAAUCGUUUCAGGCCCCUCGGUGAUGCCUCCGCCAGCAACCCCCCCGCCCCAACGUCUGCGCCUGCGCCAGCGCCAGCGCCCUCUACAGUCGUCACCGGCGCAGACUCAUCCGCCACCGCAAACUCGGCCCGUGCUUCUCGCAAACGGAAGGGCCACCGCGGUGGCAAGAAGAAGAGGUCUCGUCGCAAGAGCUUUGCUCUCUUACACGGCGACAGCCACGAUGAGACGGACAGAACUUCUUCUGCCGACGGCUUCUACAAUCACCCACAAGGGACCGUCAGCACUGAUAGUAUCGACAGCCAGAUUCUGCUAGACCAUAGAGAGCAUGCUCCCAUGCGCGUUCGACGUUCCUCAACCGUCACCGCCGACCGAUCGCAGAAUCCGCCUCUCAGCGCCAGCAGCAGACUGCGCUCUGUCCAGACUCAUCACAGCAGCGAUAAGUCCAGUCCUGCCACUCCAUGGGACGAGACUGCACCCUUGCUUUCCGACUCGGGCAGACUAGGUGCUCCUGGUUCCUCCAGUUAUGGCGGUGCAGACAGCCGAACGCACUGGACUAAGAGUCGCAGGUCGUCGACAGUCUCAUCCACCACCAAGCUGGCAGCCGCAUUUGGCAGAAAGGAUCCCUAUCAUGUUAACAAUCCCCCUUCGGUGCCAGGUUCUCCUACCUUUGGUACCCUCGACCAUCACAAUGACAUGACAUUUGGUGAUGUCAUGCUGCGAGACGAAAUGGCUAUGCGAACUGGCAGCCCCAAGCGCGCUGCUAUGGACGAGGACGAAAACUUUUUCAACGCCGAGGAUGCGCAUCGUCACGAUAGUCCUCAUACUCCGCACCCUGAUGCCGAGGCUGACGUCUGUUUCCCUACCCACGGCAUGUCCGAAAUGGGUGAUGACGACGGCACGACUCGUGACGACGGCCACCACCAUAAAAGUCGCCGCCGGCGACGACAGUGGCCAGACUUGUCGGUACUCGAGGAGUGGAGGCAGUUUGAAAAGGAAGAUAGGAGCGAGGGUCGCAGAGCAAAGAGGAUUACGGAGCCGCAGCUUAUUAACGGCCGUCUGCGCCCGGUUCGCAAGGGCUGGUUUCAGACUGACGAAGACGUUCCUUAUCGCUUCACCUAUUUCAACGAAGAAUUCCAGAGUACCAUUCACAGCCACACCAUCUCAGAGCUUGUCCAACCCGGAGGGACCUUUCGUGAGCUCUUUAUUCCCGACCAUCGUGUUCUUUCCGACGAUGAGUUCGAUUCGGGCGAUGAUACCAUGUCUGUUCCGUCCCGAGCUCCUAACGCCACUGCUGGGCUUGAAGUCGAUUCUCACCGCUCGACUCGCCAACAUUCAGUAUCCGACUCGGCUCGUGGAGCAUUCUCCCCGCCUCAGUUUGCACAAAUGACACAGACCCAGCCUGCGGUAGACGUGCCUACGCGUGAAAGCUCCAGGGCGCCUUCCGCCAGGGCACCAUUAGCUAAUACAGGUGGACUACGCAACUCGGAAAGUAUUACAUUCAAGCCUCUGCCGGAGCCCCUCGAUCUCGCGCCCAAACCAGAAAAGCCUAUCCGAUACGGAGACCGACCUGUAUGGUGGCUCAACGUGGUUUGCCCCACGGAAGAAGAAAUGAAGGUCAUAUCCAAAGCAUUCGGCAUUCACCCUCUUACCGCCGAGGAUAUUAUGCUGCAAGAGGCGCGUGAAAAGGUCGAGCUUUUCCGCCACUAUUACUUUGUCAACUACCGGACCUUUGACCAGGACAUCAACAGUGAGAGUUUUCUGGAGCCCGUCAACAUGUACGUGGUUGUCUUCCGCGAGGGUGUUCUCAGCUUCCACUUUUCCAUGACGCCGCACCCGGCCAAUGUGCGGCGACGCAUCCGCCAGCUGCGCGACUACCUGCUGCUGUCAUCGGACUGGAUCUCCUACGCCAUUAUUGACGACAUCACCGACGUGUUUCAGCCGCUCAUCCAAAACAUUGAGGACGAGGUCGACGAGAUCGACGAGGCCAUUCUGCGCCUGCAUUCGCCGCUGGAAAACGCCGACGAGAAGAGCAAGGAUGAUGGUGCGACUAUCACCGAGGCGAGCGGCGACAUGCUCCGGCGCGUGGGCGACUGUCGAAAGCGCGUCAUGAGUCUUUACAGGCUCUUGGGCAACAAGGCCGAUGUCAUCAAGGGCUUCGCCAAGCGCUGCAACGAGCGGUGGGAGGUGGCCCCGAAAUCGGAAAUAGGGCUUUACCUUGGCGAUAUUCAAGAUCACAUUGUGACCAUGACUUCCAAUCUGAGUCACUACGAAAAAAUUCUUGCCCGCGCCCACGGCAACUACCUCGCGCAAAUCAACAUCCGCAUGAACGAGCGCCAGGAGCAGACGGCCGACGUCCUCGGCCGCCUCAGCGUCAUUGGCACAAUUGUGCUGCCCAUGAACAUCAUUACCGGCCUCUGGGGCAUGAACGUCUGGGUUCCCGGCCAAGAGGACGAGGGCAAUCUGCAGUGGUUCAUGCUCAUUACGGCCGGCCUGCUGUGCUUUGGUAUAGUCUGCUUCCUCCUCGCCAAGCGCGUGUACAAGAUCGUCUAA
Messenger RNA from Beauveria bassiana ARSEF 2860, 2559 nucleotides. Its product is annotated as CorA-like Mg2+ transporter. Gene Ontology annotation, cellular component: plasma membrane. Lineage: Eukaryota; Fungi; Ascomycota; Sordariomycetes; Hypocreales; Cordycipitaceae. Gene Ontology annotation, biological process: magnesium ion transmembrane transport; intracellular magnesium ion homeostasis. Gene Ontology annotation, molecular function: magnesium ion transmembrane transporter activity. The record is from RefSeq and is a predicted model, not a curated record. The transcript has 3 exons. The coding region runs from base 1 to 2559 and encodes 852 amino acids.